Messenger RNA from Girardinichthys multiradiatus, 2247 nucleotides. Its product is annotated as LHFPL tetraspan subfamily member 2a protein-like. Lineage: Eukaryota; Metazoa; Chordata; Actinopteri; Cyprinodontiformes; Goodeidae. The record is from RefSeq and is a predicted model, not a curated record. Gene Ontology annotation, cellular component: membrane. The coding region runs from base 398 to 1060 and encodes 220 amino acids. The transcript is spliced from 3 exons.
AGAAGGAAAGGGAACAGUCAUAAAGAAAGGAGAGGCACUGAAUGAACACUUGGAAAAGCUUGGCUACUCUCAGGAAACUGAACCAGUGUCUUAGAACUUCUUUUUGCCUGCAAUGAGUCCUGAAUUUGUGGUUUACCAUGACUAAAGAAAUCUGUGUCAGAGCUCAGUAGCUUUUUGGGAUGACCAGUGGAUUGCCUCGCUUCUGAGAGGAGGAGGGAAACACAGAAAGGAGAAGUAGUACUGACAGGCGGGACCAACGUUGGCUCUGAGAGGAUAAGAUCUGCAGUCCAUCUGGAUUUAAACGAGGAACCUCUGAGACUUUUCUGUUCAGAGGGAAAGCAAUUCUUUGGAAGUUUAAAGUCCUUUUUUUGAACUGGUGCUUCUCAGAGCUGAAAAUAUGUGCCACGUUAUUGUAACAUGCCGCUCCAUGCUUUGGACCCUGCUUAGCAUCGUAGUGGCUUUUGUGGAACUCGUGGCCUUCAUGAGCCCUGAUUGGCUUCUGGGGUUGCCUCGGCCUGAGCCCAGCAAUGAGGAUGUGGGUAUCAGGGAAUACCGGCCAACCCUCGGCCUCUACAGCCGCUGCCUUCAUAUAGGAGCCCAUGGAGUGGGGGUCAGCUGCGGGCCUUAUGCAGGGACAUUUGGGGAAGUGGCCAGUAAAUUCUGGCAGGCCGCCAUGUUGUUUCUGGCAGCUGGAACGCUGGUACUUGGGUGUGUUGCCUGCAUCUCCAUCUUCACUCUGUGUUUUCAAAGCAUCAAGAAGAAGAGCAUAUUCAACAUCUGUGGACUACUCCAGGCAAUUGGAGCCCUAUUGCUAAUGGUGGGCCUGAUGCUGUACCCUGCAGGCUGGGGUUCAGAGAAGGUGAUCUUGUUCUGUGGCAUGGAGGCCUCGCCCUUCAAGCCCGCUCUGUGCUCACUCGGCUGGGCAUUCUACGCAGCUAUAGGAGGAAUGCUUGGAACUUUCCUGUGCUCUGUCUUGUCUGCACAGGCCGAGAUCGCCACUUCCAGUGAUAAGGUUCAGGAGGAGAUCGAGGAGGGGAAAAGCCUUAUUUGUCUGUUCUGAGCCUCAAGGAAGCUCCAGGAAGAGAAGGAAAUCCCCUCUGGUGGACUUUUCAGGGUGUGCACACUUGUACAUUUGAACGGAAGGAAGACAAAGACUUCCGUGAGGGGUUUCCCUUUCUGGAUGGUCUGGAUAAGAGUGGUAAAAGCCUGUGAUACUAAGUGGGAAAAUGUUUUAUUUUUCUAUAUUUUUAGGUAAAUUUUGUUUUUAAGUAUUCCUAGAGGACAUAACAGAUAAACAUUACUUGUUUCUACAAAGACACUUUCUUAUUUUUACACAAAUAGAGGAAAUCACUGUAAUGGAAAAAUAGAAGAUUAAAGAAAUUGGUUGUGGAUAUGUUACUCGUUUAAAUAAGCAUUACGAAUGUUCACAUUGUUAACCAGCAAACCAAAAGCAGAUUAUAAUUUUUUUGCUAUUAAAAAACAUUUAUUUCACCUAAUUUUAUUUUUUAACCAGGGAUGUUCCACUGAAAUCCAGUAUCUCUUCUGCCAGAGAGCGCUGUUCUAGAUGAGCAGCAAAAGCAGCAUUUAACUGCUGACAUAUUUUCUCAGUGUUUAGUUUUUUACAUGUUUGUUUGCUCUAGAUUUGCUGCACAGGAGUUGUCCUUUUUAAUGGGACAUUUGUGGAUGCGUUGCACAACUGGCAGGGUCUGCAGAAUAAGUUUCACUUGCCAAAUGUUUGACUGUUUCGGCUUCCAUAAUGGCAUUUUUGCUUUCGUUGAUUUAGCUUUUGAUGCAUAAAUUCAUAAUUUUGGUCACUUUUCAGUGUUCUUUCCUUAAGGUGGUUGUCCCUUUUCAUGUCUUGGUACCUGUAAAUAGUACCUUUUCUUGCAUUUUGCACUUGGUUUUUAACUAAUUUUGUAAAGUUGCAUACUUGGUUUGUGUUUUAGAUCUGUUUUUUUUUUUUAAUCCAUGCUCCAAAUUGUACCAUAAACGUAAUAAUUCACCUUUGCUGUGCUUUUAUUAUUUGAUAAUGAGUGUGUAAUGUGCAAUAACUCGAUAAACUAUUCGCUGACUUAUUGGGCUGAAUGAACCUGUGUGAAGUGAAAUUAAUUUGCUUCAAAGAGGAUAAAUAGCGUUUGUUACAGUAUCUCACAAUAACAAAAGAAUAGCAGCAUGUGUGAUGCAACAUAUGAUAAUUUGUGCCUACAUUUUCUUUCACAAAAUUAAAAAAAGAAUGUGUAACCUACA